Molecule: messenger RNA, 1736 nt
Organism: Meleagris gallopavo (turkey)
Lineage: Eukaryota; Metazoa; Chordata; Aves; Galliformes; Phasianidae
Source: RefSeq, a predicted model, not a curated record
AAAGUGGUGUGUGUUAAGUUUUUUUUUUUAAAGUAUUAAACAGGAAUCACUAAUAGUUAACCUUUUCCCAGGUUAUAUGCAGGUCCAGAAGUAGAUAUUUGGAGCAGUGGGGUUAUUCUCUAUGCGUUGUUAUGUGGAACACUUCCAUUCGAUGAUGAUCACGUGCCAACACUUUUUAAGAAGAUAUGCGAUGGUAUCUUUUAUACCCCUCAGUACCUGAAUCCAUCUGUCAUUAGUCUUCUGAAACAUAUGCUGCAAGUAGAUCCAAUGAAGAGAGCAACAAUCCGAGACAUUAGAGAACACGAAUGGUUUAAGCAGGACCUUCCCAAAUACUUGUUUCCCGAAGACCCUUCAUAUAGCUCUACCAUGAUUGAUGAUGAAGCCUUAAAAGAAGUAUGUGAGAAGUUUGAAUGUACCGAAGAGGAAGUGCUAAGUUGUCUGUAUAGCCGAAAUCAUCAGGAUCCUUUAGCAGUUGCUUAUCACCUCAUUAUAGAUAACAGAAGAAUAAUGAACGAGGCCAAAGACUUCUAUCUGGCUACAAGCCCACCAGAUUCUUUUCUUGAUGAUCACCAUCUGUCUCGUCCUCAUCCAGAGAGAGUGCCAUUCUUAGUAGCUGAGGCACCACGGCCUCGCCAUACUCUUGAUGAGCUGAAUCCACAGAAAUCAAAACACCAAGGUGUAAGAAGAGCGAAGUGGCACUUGGGGAUACGGAGUCAGAGUCGACCAAAUGAUAUAAUGGCUGAAGUCUGUCGAGCAAUUAAGCAGCUGGAUUAUGAAUGGAAGGUAAAAGAAUAUAAUUUGUUUACUACAAGCAACAGUAGAUUUUGAGCUGUGUUGUUAUAUAGCCUAGAAGUCUAAAAAAACUGCCUCUUCCUGAUAUAGGCUGGUUCAGAAAUAGCAAUAAAUACAUUAGUUAAAGGACCAAUAUAUUAGGUUAGCAAAAAGAAAUUAAUGUGUGCUAGUUCUAAAGCUUUCCAGUUUAGCUUUGCUUAAUAUGUGAACAGUCAUGUUUUUCUGAAUAAUUCUUGUUCACCGAAGCACUGAAGUCAAAACAGACUGCUUUUGUCUUUGCAUCCACCAGGUAUGAGGACUUUGUUCUUGGGUUUCAUAUAAAUUGUUUUGAGUUAUAGGGUACCAAGAUAGAAAGUCACUCAUUAUGACAUAACAAGCAAUGAAAAUUUGCCAAACUGGGGGAAAACAGCUAAAGAUCAGCCAAGGGAUAUCAGGAGGAAGUUGAAGAUGGAAAAAUGAGAAUGAAGAAGUGGUCUGUGACCACCCUAAAUUCCUACUGUGCACGCCCGAAGGGACAUUAACAUGUGUUAAUGAAUUCUUGGAUAAUAAUGAAUAUGUAUGUGGUUUCCAGGAAAUGUAUUGCAUGUGAAAUGUCUUAACUGCUUAAAUUUAGAACCUGAACUCCAGGAGUGCAUACUUGAUUUGUGAAGUUGCUUGGUACGUACCAUUAAUUAAAAGGAAUGCUGUUUUUUCUUACACUGGAAUUAGAGUUUUCUUCCCUGAUUUUGCUGAUGCUAUUCCUGUGCAGGAAAACAAUUGUGUGUGUGUGUGUGUGUGUGUGUGUGUGUGUGUGUGCUCAGUACUUACUGACUGUGUAAGAAUGGUUUUGGAAGAAGCUAUUUAUGCUGACAGAAAAAAAUCUUGUUAACAUUUCUAGCCUUUCUAUGGGGGUCCUGAGGAUGUGCAUGUUUUUUCUCUUUUUUUUUCUCAGUAGGGGAAAAAAA